UCUUGGCUCUCCCUGAAAUUGGAUUUAGUUGAGAAUAAGUCUAAAGAAUAAGAGAUGAGAUUUUAAACUUUUCACCUCCAGAUUUGAACGGCGAAGAGGCUUUUAGUCAUUAAUAAAAAGACAUAAAAAGUUUACUAUUUUGCUACAAGAAAAUGUGGAAGAGAUAGAAAGAAGAGACUAAGGCAUUAUUUGGGGUGAAGCCCUUUUUAUUAAAAUUUGGAAACAUUUGAUUGUAAAAAGGAAAAACGUUAAGCUUUAAAAUUAAGGAGUGUCUGGACUAAAAUAGAGGAAACAGAACAAGUCGGCCAUCUACUGGUACUGGAUGGCAGAGAAAGUAUUUAAGGAGAAAAAGGACUUCUGAAUAGACAUGACCUUGGGAUGUGGAUUAAAUAAAUGAAACAACAAUCUUCUGACACCUGCAACUUGUUUAGUCUGGAAGGCUCGAGCAGAGAGUGAAAGAGCUAUGACUGUGCAAAAUCAGCAGCUCUCUGGCUUUAGCAGAUAACAAAUAAGUAAGCAGGCUGCAACUGGAAACAUUUUGAAUAGAACACCUUUGGAUUCCUCCCCUUCUUUUAUUUUUUUCCUGUUUUCCUUUAAGACUUUUAAAACUUAGAAGUUGUGAAGCUAUAAAGACUUGCCAAAUCAGACUGGAUUAUAAAUUACAUUGAUGGAAUAUAAUUUUUGAUAUUAUAAUUGUAGACAGAGAAGAAAAGAAACUAAAAUAGUUAUACAUAGCAUCUUGGGACACUCUGUGAAAGAUUCCUGGGGAAAUAGGUGGGCCUAAGUGGAUUACAAAUAAACUUUGAUAGCCUAUUUACCAAAGAGGAAGAGAAGAAGGAUCAAAGAUUACUUGUGAAAUAUUUUUUGGUUUGCCUUUAAAAUUUGUGACAGACAUAUGUUGGACUGUAAACUUAUUAGGAAUCUAAUUAGUAGUCAUAUUUAUAUUCUAUUGCUAUAUAAUUUCUACACAAUAUUGUUGAAAAAAAGAAAAUAAGGGUAAAAAACUAUACUUAAAAGUACUCUUGAACUGAUAUAGAAUAUUUGGACAGAAGUGGUAAUAAGAUAGAGGAAUCUAGUAGUGAGAGUGUUACAUAAAGCAUAUUACGGUUGGGUGACAACUGGGGGGCAAUAGUGGAAUAUUUGGGAGUGUGUGGUGAAGUUAUUGUCUAUUCUAUGUGUUAAUAUUGAAAGAUGAAGAAAACUACUUCGACUCCCUCCUAAGCAACACCAUCUGCUGCCCCAAGUCCAGAAAGCCAGAGAUCCUUGAUACUUUUCUGGUGCAGGAAACAAAUGCAAUACAGGUGGAAACAAAAGCAAUGUUCCAAUCAAUACAGGAGUCAAUAACCAAACUACAUGAAAGAAUACAAAAAAUGGAUGAUAAAGUGGAAAAUAUCUGAUAAAGAAUUAUAAAGAAUGAAGAAAGAAUUUAAAAAGUAGAGGAAAAAUCAGAACAGAGAAAAAGGUGGUGAAAUGUUUGGAGCGGUUGCAGGGGGGUGUAGGCGCCAGUUAGAAGAGAUGCUAAAUUCAUGCCCGCGUCCCCACCACUUCCCGUCAUUUCCUUCGGUCGAAGGCGUGUGACACAACAAGCUGCAAAGCUGCCAACACGCCAGAAGGUCUUUAUUGCUGUUACAGUGAUGGCAUUAUUUGGAAGGUAAACCAGAAGAAAAGAAGGUGAGGAAGGUCGGGGCCAAAAAUGGCGGCCGCUGGGGGAGAUGUUCAUCCAAUCCCCAGGUGCACUGCCUAUCCAAACUGGUGGCGCCAAAAGUAGAAUGGUCCAAAAAGUGGAGCUGUCAAUGGCGGUCCCCCUGAGGUAGCAGCAGAUGACAGUGGCCGCACUGGCCGCAGUAAAACACGUAGAGUGUCGGGCAGCACGAAACCCCGCAGCAGCGACAGCAAGACAGAAAGGAGGCUGCGCCAAGAAGUACCAAGAAGGAGCGGGGGCCUAGAAGAGCUGCGGUGGUGACAGAGAACCAGCCGCCCAGUCCCAGCGCACAUCGUUGCAAAAACUCACCACCACCCUCCUUGGGGCGAGGCACAAACCGCUGCGCCGGCACAGCCCAGCACAAGUCCAUCGUCUCCCCCGGCAGCGAGGCCGAGAGCGCUCGCCGUCCGCGCAACACUGCCGUCGCCUCUGUCGCCAGCCAGCACAGGAGCACAGAAACCGCUGAAGGCGGCAACGCCGUCCAGGAGCCGCCCGGGAGCGCCCGCCCUCCAGGAAAGGCAUAUUUUGUGACCUGCUUACAUCAAUUCAAAAGAAGAUCCCACCGUAUUUGUCCCAGAAUUGGCAAUGUUUGGGACAGUAGUGACUGGAAUUGGAAUUGCUGGAUCUGUACGAAUCAGAGAUUUGCUAAAUCCUUUGCCUUCCAGUCCUGUUGAGCAUCUUAAAUUAUUGGGAUUCGUUUCUAGAAGAUUUCUAGGUGAUGUUUAUCAAGUCAAACAAAUUAGUCUGCAAGAAGCUCUAGACAAUCCAGAAGUCCAUGCUGCCAUCAUCAGUACAGAUAACCAAAACCACAGUGAGAGUGUAAGGACAUUUCUAGAGGCUGGCAAGCAUGUCCUUGUUGAGUACCCUUUGGCGUUGUCUGUAAAAAUAGCUCAUGAACUUUGGGAGUUGGCAGAGUUGAAAGGCAAGAUCCUCCACGUGGAACAUAUUGAACUACUAUCAGAGGAAUACAAACAACUGAAAAAAGAGGUAUCAGGAAAAGAGCUUGUGAAGGGAACAUUACAUUUCACAGGGGGUCCAUUGGAUGAAAGAUAUUCAGGAUUCCCAUCUUUCAGUGGCAUUGCUCGCCUCACAUGGUUGGUGGAUCUUUUUGGAGAUCUCACUGUCACUUCUGCCACAAGAGAACAGCAAGAAAAAAACUACUUCAGAAUGACAGUACAUUUUCAGACUCCAAACAAAAGGCCCCUGACUUGGAUUGAAGAAAGGGCUCCAGGGAUGAAACGAGAGAAGAAGAUUAACUUCUGUUUUAAAAGUGGGUGCUUGGAAUGCCUCCCUGUGGCUCCACGUUCACCAGUUGGUCUUUUCAUGCAAGACCUGAUUAUCUUUGCCAAAAAACUUUUGGGACAGAUCCCCAAAGAGGAGCUGAUAGCUGAGAAAAGGCGGAUUCUGCUGUGUCUCAGUCUUGCUGAGGAGAUUCAAAUGCACUGCGAACAGCCAUCAAAAUUCUACUCUUGAAAGUGUGUGAAACUACAGGAAUCACCAUUUUAAACUGUUUCUUGCACUCCCUUUUAAAAAUGUUCUUCUUCUAAUGUGCCAGCUUCUCUAUUCUAUUAAGCAAUAUUUUUCUAACAAAGCCAUGUUGAUCUGGCAACACGGGGUAUAUAGGUACUGUCUUGCCUUACUGCAAAGCAACUUUCUAAUCAAAAAUUAGUAUGCCUGCAUGUCUUUUAGAAGUGCAAUAGCAAGAGUGUCAUUUAUUCACAAUAUUUAUUAUUGAGGAGAAAAAAAUAUUUCUUAGCAACAAAAUAUUUCUCUGAAACACUUUAAAUUCUAUAUCUAAGCCUUUGUGUAUAUUACUUAAAUGUUUACACAGAUAUUAAUUAGUGUGCUGUUAAUAAACAGCUUUAAGUUUAUUUUUGGCCUCUGUUCAGUCUAAGUUGCUUUUUAACUGCAGUUGUACAAAACAUUGAAAAUAGUGCCCUUUCUUAUAUUCAUCUCUAUUCAGCCCAAGACUACAACUUAGCUUUUCAAGAUAGAAAACUGUACUGAAAGGAUAGUGAAUGAAGGAAAAUUUCUGGUUGUGAAGGUGGUUUUUGUUGUUGUUGUUGCUGUUUUUGAUUUGGCAACUAUAUAUCACGAUGACCUGGUUUAAACAUAAUGUUGUGUAAAUUAUGAAUUAGUCAAUAAAUGUUAUUUGAAAAAUUG
Molecule: messenger RNA, 3865 nt
Organism: Thamnophis elegans (Western terrestrial garter snake)
Lineage: Eukaryota; Metazoa; Chordata; Lepidosauria; Squamata; Natricidae
Gene: BLVRA
Product: biliverdin reductase A
Exons: 8
Coding region: 2288-3175 (295 amino acids)
Biological process (GO): heme catabolic process
Cellular component (GO): cytoplasm
Molecular function (GO): biliverdin reductase [NAD(P)H] activity; hydroxymethylglutaryl-CoA reductase (NADPH) activity; nucleotide binding
Source: RefSeq, a predicted model, not a curated record